UAAGGAGCGUGUUUUCCGGGGGACUAUAGAAGCGGGUGCACAUCAUGUCGGCCGCCAGCUGACUGGUCCUCGUGUUGAAGUGAAGCAGUUUCGGGUCCCCGGGUCGCCCUCAGGUGUGUCCCGGUGCAGCUCCGUCCCCGCCGAGCCGCUGCAGGUGAGGGUGCGGCCCGGCAGGGGGCGCCGUGUGUCGCAGCGAGCAGCCGGACGCUGCGGGCUCGGCCUGUUAGCUCAGAUUAGCUCAGAUUAGCUUUAGCCCUGUUCAGACGGAUCUGAAGCUGCGAGCGGACUGAGAGCAGCUCCGUGUCUGUGGCGCUGCGCUACUGACCUGCUCGGUGUGACGCACCGGCGUGACGUACCGGCGUGACGUCAUCAGGCUGCAGACUGACACCUGUGACCUGCCUAAUGCAGGUGGAUACCGGGCCUGGUGGGUGAAGACAGGAGUCAGAUAGACAGCAGGAUGUCCCAGUCAGCGCAGAAGGACCUGUACGCCGUCCUGGGAGCCAGUCCCUCCGACUCGGCACAGCAGCUCAAACACAGAUACCAGCAGCUGGUCUUACAGUACCACCCAGACCGUCUGGGAGGUGUGUGUUCUUCAGAGGCAGAGUCUGGCUUGAGGAAGUUUCUGGAAGUUGAUGCAGCCUGGAAGAUCCUGAAGGAGCACAGCAGCAGGAAGGAGUACGACCUGAGCAGAAGAGCGGAGGAGCUGAAGCAGGAUUGGCCAGUGGAUUCUAAUGUGUGUCUGGAGGACAUGAGCUGGGAUGAGGAUCAGUCGCUGUACACGCACUGCUGCCGCUGUGGAGGAGAGUUCAGCAUCACAGAGGAGGAGGUGGAGGAGGCGCGACAGAGGACACAGCAGAGGGAUGAGGAGGAGGAGGAGGACGAGGAGGAGCAUGGGGUGGUGGUGUGUUGCGACACCUGCUCCCUCAGUGUGUAUGUCACAUGGACGCUACAGGCUAAAGCGCCGACGUUAGAAACUCAGUGAAAAUGGAAAUUCCAGGGAGGAUAAGUGACGUUCCAUCAUCGUCUUAAAGUAUAUCAUAUGUUCUGCUUGCAAGUGAAUAUGAGUGUGUGUUUAUGUGAUAAUAAAUGGAUGUGAAGUGAUCUGGUAGAUUUUAAGAAGAUCAGUGUGUCACUGCUGAUAUUGACUCAAAAUAUUUAACUUAUUUAACCUGUAAUUACUGACACAGUGUGUGUGUGUGUGUGUGUGUGUGUGUGUGUGUGUGUGUGUGUGUGUGUGUGUGCGUGUGCGUGCGUGCGUGUGGGUUCUCUCUUUUUUUUCUCUUUUUUUAUCAAUAAAGAAUUUAUUUUUACAGUGGCACUACUACAGAGGGCAGGACACACACACACACACACACGGCCUGACUCGUGCCUGAAAGCCUCCUGGACGGAGUUAUUAUUUUAUUACUCAAAGAAAAUACUGUAAAAUGACUUUUCUGCUGUUGGCCAAAUAAAAUCAAACUCCCCACUUCA
Messenger RNA from Myripristis murdjan (pinecone soldierfish), 1470 nucleotides. It is a transcript of the gene dnajc24, whose product is annotated as DnaJ (Hsp40) homolog, subfamily C, member 24. NCBI's taxonomy places the organism in Eukaryota, Metazoa, Chordata, Actinopteri, Holocentriformes, Holocentridae. Gene Ontology annotation, molecular function: ATPase activator activity; ferrous iron binding. The transcript has 6 exons. The record is from RefSeq and is a predicted model, not a curated record. Gene Ontology annotation, biological process: positive regulation of ATP-dependent activity. The coding region runs from base 458 to 982 and encodes 174 amino acids.